AUGCCUGGCUCUAACCAAGUUGUGGUCAUCAAUAUUCACGUCUUUGGCACCCAUUCCAAUGCCAAUCCUAAUCCUGGACAAGUAGGUGGGCCCAGGGGCAAAAGUCACGACAAAGGAGUUGAAAGUGAUGCUGCAGCUGCUACCACUUCUCACACUGUCUUGAAGGACACCUUACGUGCAAGAAAGGAUGACUUCUUAGCUAUCAAAUCAAAACAUGAUUUGUUGGACUAUAUCAAGCCCAAGUUGCCUCCUCAUACGUUACCCAAGCUGAUCAGGUAUUUGAAAUUCACAAGAAAGUCAAAGAAGCACAAGUGCUUCAUUCCUUUGGAUAAUGAAGAAGAUUUCAAGUCUCUUGCAAGGAGCUUGAAAGUGAAGAAUCAUGUCAAUUUGAACGUGGAGAUGUUGCCAUUAUCUAUUGUCUCUUCAUCGUCUCUGGAGGCAACGCCAUCUAAGAUGUCAACACCAUCCCCAUCUCGAUCAGCAUCCUCAUCGUCAACGUCAUCAUCAUCUUCAGCCAGAACCGCAGUAACUACAGAAACUACAGCAACAACAGCAACAACAGCAGGAACAGCAGGAACUGCAGAAACAGCUGCUACAGCUGAUGCUACCUUACCCCCUAUUCCAUCAAUUGAUUUCGCUAGGUUGGGAGAUGCUUUGCUCGAAGCAACUUUGGAGCAUUUCAAGGACUUCUUUAUUGAAAACAGACAUAAGGAAACAGAUAGCAAAGAAGACCCAACUGGUACACACAAAAAUAAAGAGUCAGGUGCCACUUCAUCAUCCUCCGGAGCCGACACCACAGCCAACAGUAAGGACACUUUUCGUCAAGAAGACACGGUUGUGGUGCAUCCCAAUAUCGCAUGUGACAGAUGCUCUCCUGACGACUUUGUUCCUCUCAAGGGAGUUAGAUAUUGCUGCUUGGUUUGUUCCAAUUAUGAUCUUUGCGCAGACUGUGAAGGUGAACAACAAGCUGCAAAAUUGACUUAUGGAUCUCAUUCAUAUUUGCAUCCAAUGGCCAAAAUAACCGAACCAGACUCUUUUACAAGAGACUCAUUUACCAAUAAGUUUAAUGUCAAUGGUGCGGGACGCGCUGGCGCUGGUGGUGUCGGUGUUGGUGUUGGUGGUAGUUUUGAUCCAUUCACCGAUUCGAGACCCAACGACAUUAUUUAUGAUAUCCCAUUCCUCAGUUGCUCUGCUGAAAAUAGAUUGAGAUUGGAGAGCCUUCUUCAAUCCAAAGGAUUUGAAAAUUUCAUCAAGAAUGUUGAUGGCUAUAUCAGCAGAAGCGACAAGUAUUCACAGCUAUUGAGUAUUUUGGAUGCAAAUGGGUUUUCAUUUUCCAAUCAAGAUGACAGCCAUCGUUUUUUGGAAGUGUGCAUUGAGGACUAUUUGUUGAGAAAAGCUUUCAAGGAAUCGGUUAAUGAAGAUGAAGCUGGCGAAGAAAACCAAGCUGAGCAGGCUGAAGAAGGUGAACAAGAUGAACAGGAUGUUGACGUCAACAAAGUGACUACAUGCGACGCUGUAGUCAAUUUGAGUUUAGGUUCAAAGUCAACAAAGCUGUCUAUUCAGUUGAUCAAUAAAUCCAGCGUCACCAUAGACGGCGGUGAUUUCCAAGUUGAACUUGUUGAUGGUAGUGGAGAAAAGUACAGUUCAUGGGUCAAGUCAGCCGCCAUCAAGCCAGGUCAAGUGAAGUUUUACAAGUUGAACCCAAUUCCGCAAGAAUUUAUAUUCAAUGAUCACGCGAAAUUGGCUAUUCUGACACCAAAGUUGGCAUUAACUAGCUUUGCAUCAAAUCAAUUUGAAUUUCAGAUGGAGAUGACGAUUGAGAGCACAGAGGAGCAACAAUCAAGGGAACAAGGUGAAGUUGUCAUCUCAACUACGUCCAAAGAGAAAUCCGCAAACGAGCUUGAGUUAAUUAAUGACUACGCAACCUCUCAAAACCCAGAUGAUGUCACUGUCUCCUACAAGAUACAAUCAAGACUGAUUUUCAGUGUUGAAGUUCGAAACAAUUCAAGCACGCCCUUCACCGGCCAUAAUACAAAGGGCUGCGUCUAUGUGCAAGGAGAGGAAGUCAUGAAGCUGGAAUUUCACCAUCCUCAUGGGUUCAAACGAGGACUUCCUGCUACUUUCAAUUUUGUCUCUCCAAAAUACGACUUUUCAACCAACAACGACUUCGCUAAUUCCCAAGUCAGGUUGGAGUUUGAAUUUGAUGGCAAAAAGGCUGAAUGCUACUUUUUUGAGGGUCAAACGGAAGCGAGCUUGAUAUUUUUGAAUAAUGAAGAAGGCAGUGCUAGCAGCUCUAUCACAUCAACAGAGGAGAAGUUUGAAAUUGUGGAUGAAGAAGACAAAGGUGGUGAUUCUGUUGGGUUGGCAAAAGAUGUGUCGGAAUCUUUAGACGACAAUGCAACUACGAGACUGGUUUCAUCAGCUCAAUCAGCUUCCUUCCACUCGAUGCGUUUACCAGUUUUAGCACGUGAAAGUGUCGACUUGUCUGAAUUUAUGGAUGCCAGGAAUGGAUCUGGAAAGGAUGAAGGAGAUAAAAACGAUUACGACGUGUUGGAAGAGGAUGAGAUUGAUUCUGAUUACGAGAUUCUUUCGUUAGCAAGCACUGAUUCUUUUUAG
Molecule: messenger RNA, 2616 nt
Organism: Lodderomyces theae
Lineage: Eukaryota; Fungi; Ascomycota; Pichiomycetes; Serinales; Debaryomycetaceae
Exons: 1
Coding region: 1-2616 (871 amino acids)
Molecular function (GO): zinc ion binding
Source: RefSeq, a predicted model, not a curated record